AGAGAGAGAGAGAGAGAGGUGGCAUGCAGCCAGCGGAGAGGACAGGGAAAAGUUGUGAGAUAGCCAGAGGGACGGGAAGGGAGAAGAGUCAGCUUCAUCGGGGCUCUGCUGAUGCUGAAGAGGAAUGAGAGCAGCGGCUGUUCCUCCUGUCCGCCUGUCUCUCUACAUCUCUGUCUGUCUUUCUGUUUGUCUCCCCCUCUCCUCUCUAAUUGUCUCUCAUCCUGGCUGGCGCUGCAAUGUGGCUGUCUCUGCAGUGAAAGUGCUAGCUGGCGGAUUCUCCUUGAGUGAACCCUGACUGUGCGCAGUGAGCGUUUGCCGCUCCACUACUGUCCUGUCCACACUGACUCAGCUGUGCUACCGGCCUCUGAGUGAACACCAGCUGCAGGGAGCAGUCUCUUCCACAGUAGUGCUGUGGGGGCUGGCAGGCAGGCUCACCACCGGGACUUCUGUCGGUGCAACAUUGGGACGUGCCUCGCAUUGGGGUCCAGAGACACCCAGACAGGCUACCAGAUUUAAUCCGAUAUACCAGAGAGGCUGAGUUGUGCUAAAGGAUAUUCUACUAUCUUACUGGAUCCUGCAGCAGUAUUUGUUUUGGAGCACAUCUGGCUGCCAUGGAGGUCCAGUGGGUUGGGGUUGAACCCCCGAGGCUGGGCCCUCCACACACAGCCGUUCGCCUGAUACUCUCUAUGCUGCUUGGCAUCUGGUCUGCUCAAGCCCUUGAGAUGUCUGUUGGGAAGAUUCCCUUCCUGGAGGCAGUGAAUGGCAGCACAGUCAUGUUGCCUUGUACAUACUCCAGUUGUAUCGGCAUCAAAAACCUCUACUUCAACUGGCAAUUCAAUGACAAUGGCACCAUGCAGAAGGUGUGUGAGUCAGUGAUAGCGACAGAGGGGAUAGAGCCAAAGGUGAGUAUAUAUCGAGACCGGGUGGAGUUUGUGGGGAAAAACCAUCACAACAACAUCUCCAUCGUGCUGUGGAACAUCACCUUCGAGGACGGAGGCCAGUACACUUGUUUUGGACGCAACCCCAAGGAGAAGGGCAAGAACCACAGUGCCAUCUUCAACCUCAUUGUGGUGGACGAGUUGAGGGUGGUGGACAACACACUGGCUACCAUCAUAGCCUCAGCUGUGGGUGGAGCCAUUGCAGCAAUAAUGGGCUUCAUGUUGCUCAAGAACUUCACUCUCUUUGUUCUUUCCAAGCUUGAGGAGAAAAAUAAGGAGUGCCUUGUAACUUCAUCAGGGAUCGACAACACAGAAAAUGGCCUCUCAGGAUCCAAAGCUGAUUCAAAACCAACACCAAAAAAGAAAUGAGAAAGUGCAUGUAUAUAUAACCAUAUGAGUACUAUUAUAUUUAUGUACUUUCUUUGCAUAUAUUUGUAUAUGCACAGGUGUUUGCACACAUGCAAAUUCAUUAUGUUGGGAUCCUAAAAACUCGGCCUGGCUGUGGCCUUCAAAGGGGAAUGUACACAUGAGCACACAAUGCUUCCACAGGUACAUGGACUAAUAAUUGUGCAGAUGAUAUACAACCAAGGAAUGUGCUAAUCACGAGCUCACACGUUAUAUAUUUGAAAUGUGCACACAGUUUAAUAAUUUACAUCUAAGGAUAAUUGCACCUACCAGAGACACUUUAUACAGUUAUUUUAUAUAUAUAUAUAUAUAUCCUUUCUCCCAUAUAUCUACCUCCUUUGUCAACAUUGGUCAACACAUUACCAUCUUUGUUUUUGGCUGAAGGGAGCUGACUGUCUGAUAGCGGGUAAAUAUUUGACAAGGAAAGCUACCGUCCAUACAAUUGGAAAAAAAAAUGUUCCCAAGUUGUCUCUGGUUAGACUGUGAGACUGACAGUUCAUUACAGACAGUGGAAGAAAACACAAGGCUCUGGCAACACUCACUAAAAAAGAAAUAAUACUGGAAACUAUGAGGUUUAAUUCAACUGGUCGAUUCCUUGCUGUAUCAUAUACACAUAUGCAUUUUGUGUGAGAUUUGUUACUUUGUUAUUUUGAGUACACCAUGGAGCACCCAGAAAAGGCACAGUAAUAAAUCUGAGGAAAGACCCAAUUUAAAAUGCUGUUCGGACACACAGGGGGCUGCUCAUCUUGCUGGCACAAGUCGUGUGUUUAUACGCAGAGAGUAUAAACUAGUUUCACUAAGCUCAACCAGUGUCUCUGGUUGCUGUUUUUUAACUCGUUAGAUUAAAGCCAAAUUGUGUGCGCAUUAUAUUACAUUAUGGGGAUGUUUGUGUGAAUUUGUAUGAGCACAUUAUUUAACUGUGUGUGUGUGUGUGGGUUACUCACAAAUAUUUAUAAAACUGUUGUAUGUCAUCUUGCACAGUCGGGCACUUUGAAGUGCUUUGUUGCCAUGAUAUAUCAAUAAUUGUCUGUGGCCACAGCCAGAGCACAUAAAAAAAAGAAACUUUGACUGUUUUUCAUCUGAAGUCAGAACAAAAAUACUUUUUUAUUUAAGUGCUUGAGACAGGGAAUAACGCAAUGUAGUUACAGCUGGGCUGAAUCCAUCUUUAGCUAACACCAAAUUCACAGUAGCUCUUUGAGAAUAUGAUCAAAUACAUCCAAAUCAAUUGAUUUUGAAAUUGCAGUGUUGGCCUAUAAUUUCUCACAAAUCUACUGAUAACUUUAUAGCUACUUUCCACUAGAGUAUGUUGUCUGAUUUAUUCAAACAUUCAAGCUUUAAGUAGUACUAACACAAAUGGUAUUGCCAGAAUAUUAUAGGAUUCAGCCCAGCUCUUCAUCCUGUACCUUCUCUUUGCUUGAUAUAAAACACAGGUGCCUGUUAGUGCUUCUAUGCUCCUUUGCCAGCGAGGACAACUACAUAUUGCAAAACAGUUUAUAAAACCAAGCAAACAGUAAUAGUACAACAAGCGCCUGAGCUGAAAUGAUAGACAAUCCCCUGAAACAACCCCCGCCCCCCCUUAGAAAAUGAAUGACCCUCUGGUGAUGCUGCUUUUAAGACAAAUUACCAAUGCAUUUUAAGCAUGUGCAACAUGGGCCAGAUUUUAAACACAAUGCUAGAUAACAGAAAUACAUACUUUUUGGAAAAACUUGUUCCAAUAUACUAACACUGGUAGCAUCAGCACUGAGGUUAAUUGUAAAUCCCAUUUUAUGCCAUGCUUAUUUCAUUGUGCUAACCCUGGCUAAAGCUAAGCACUAUUUGGUGACGUGGCCCUGGAUACUGUAUGCCUGGAUCAGACUCAACAUAUCUCUUUUGCUUAGUAUGUGCCUCUUCAUGGAAAUGGCUUGUUUUUUCCUAAACACUGACAAACAUUCAUUCAGUCAGUGUUUUACUAUUUGCAAUAAAUAACCUUUACCUGCUGCACUGCAGAGAAAAAGAUAAUACUGGUUGCCCUGCCCAUGCAUACAGUAAAUGACCCAUAGAUUCAUAGUUUAAAUGAUCAUGGGAUCAGGCCUCAGAGAGCAGGCUGAGUAGGGGGGCUGUAGUUCAAGUACAGAAAAAAAAAGAGACAAGUGAUGCUCUCAGUGUAGCCCUCUGACUGUGCCAAACAGGGAUGAUUCCUUCUGAGCAUCACACUAGGAGAUGAAUGUAUCUGCAUCAAAGUCUUAACAGUGAAAUACAAUUUCACCUGCAUUUACAAUACACAUCUGUCUCACAUUCACCGAAUGUCUGACUUUAAAAAGAAAUACCUCUGAAGAGUGGGACAGAUGUGUGGGUAAACACUGGGUCAGGUCAGAUGGAAACGUACUUCCCCAGUGGCAACUUGUGUCGAAUGAGCGUACUGUACAGUCAAGUGUGAAUAUCUGGGGGUUUCAAUGUUAAGUUAAUAAUAAUGUGCCUCCACAUUAAAGUGACUCUAGGCUUAAGUCACUGGCUUGAAGCAAUAUUGUAAAAGGGGUGUGUUGGGCACUUUAAAAAGAUUUCUAUUUUUGUGUAUGUAUAAUCCAAACCAGUGUCGGUAUGUCACAUUGAUCAUCCAAGUGAGACAAGAGACAACCAAAGGAAAAAAGGAAAUUGUCAGGUUCUAGGAUUCGUCAAGAUCCCAUGAUUCUCAGUUUCCUGUUGAAACAACAUUAGACUGUCAGUCUUAAAGGAGUAGAUUGACAUUUCAGGAAAUACGCUCAUUUGCUUUCUUGCCGAGAGUUAGAUGAGAAGAUCAAUACCACUAUCGUGUCUGUCUGGUGAAUGUGUAGCUACAGCCACCGGUUAGCUUAACUUAGCAUAAAGAGUGGAAACGGGGGGAAAACGCUAGCCUGGCUCUGUCCGAAUGAAACAAAAUGCACCUACCAUCACCUCUAAAGCUCACUAAUUUACUCAUAGAGAGAGUUUCAUCCAUACAAUAACUGAAGUGUAAAAACAUCAAGUUGUGGUUUUAUCUGGGUGCAGUGACUUUCUGGAGGCUUAGCUGGUUGCCUGGCAACUGUACAGUGAUGACAACACUCCAGGAAUUAUACAAACAAGACAUUUUAAUUAAUGAGCCUUAGACGUGUUGGUAGGCAGUUUUUUUUUCCUGUUUGUGCAAGGUUGUCUCGCUUUGCUACCAGUAUUUUUGCUAAGCUAAGCUAACCGUCUCUUGGCUCCAGCUCCAUAUUUAGCAGAGAGAAAUGAGAGGUUUCAAUCUUCUCAUGUAAUUCUUGGCAGGAAAGCCAAUAUACAUAAUUCCCAAACUGCUGACCUAUUGCUUUAAGUAUAAACCAAUAGGCUAUUAGUCAUGAAAAGAUUUGAUAGAACUUGUCAUCAUCCCAUGUCUUGGGAUGUUUGUGAAAAAUAAUGCAGGUACACAAGGUGCAACAUAUGUUAUGGGUAAUAUACAUUUGUCAUAUGUGUGUUUACCAUAUUCUUGUUUGCCUUAAAAGAGAAAAUCCGCCCUCGAGCAGGACUAUGACUUGUGUUGUCAAGAAAUCUCUUUGGAAACAUGAAAGAUUAAUAAGAUCAAAUAUUUUAUUGCAAUAAUUGAAUUUAACUUCUGAAGAGUGGGUUUUCUCUGAGUGCACAAGACAAAUCUGUCAGUUGUUGUCUAAUCAGACUUGGUUAAAAAAAACAUGAUUUGUCUGAAUUACCGUCUCACUGAACCAAUGAAUUAAGAAAAAUGUGGGAAUUGUGACAGCGAGGGCCUUAUGAUGACAAGCAACUCUAUGCAAAUCCCGACAGAAGUGACAGUUUGUCACACUGCACCUUCGAGUUACUGUGACAGUUCUGAGAGCAAUACGACAGUAGGAGAUGUCCUGGAUCAGGGAGUUGUGAUGAUGGGAUGCAGGGGUGAAUGGGGAACAUCCAGAGAGGAGCAUGGAGUGGACUGUAGCCCCUGUACUCGAUCAGACUCUGCAGGGCAUAUAGAUUCACCAAGUCAUGCUCCACCGCCGCUCUCUGCACACAAAUAUACAGCUGUAAUGCUCUGGCUUGCCCUCAGAUGAUGUCUCCAUUUUCAACCUCUCAUCCGUGCAUAUCAGCUCUCGAUCUCUUUAUUAUAGAAACAUGAAAUCUAAUAAAGUUUUGAAUAAAA
Molecule: messenger RNA, 5463 nt
Organism: Dicentrarchus labrax (European seabass)
Lineage: Eukaryota; Metazoa; Chordata; Actinopteri; Moronidae
Gene: scn4bb
Product: sodium channel, voltage-gated, type IV, beta b
Exons: 6
Coding region: 612-1307 (231 amino acids)
Biological process (GO): regulation of sodium ion transmembrane transporter activity; cardiac muscle cell action potential involved in contraction; regulation of ventricular cardiac muscle cell membrane repolarization
Cellular component (GO): voltage-gated sodium channel complex; membrane
Molecular function (GO): sodium channel regulator activity; transmembrane transporter binding
Source: RefSeq, a predicted model, not a curated record